This is a messenger RNA of Homarus americanus (American lobster), 7848 nucleotides long. Its product is annotated as prostaglandin D2 receptor-like. Lineage: Eukaryota; Metazoa; Arthropoda; Malacostraca; Decapoda; Nephropidae. Gene Ontology annotation, molecular function: G protein-coupled receptor activity. Gene Ontology annotation, cellular component: plasma membrane. Gene Ontology annotation, biological process: positive regulation of cytosolic calcium ion concentration; inflammatory response; adenylate cyclase-activating G protein-coupled receptor signaling pathway. The record is from RefSeq and is a predicted model, not a curated record. The transcript has 12 exons. The coding region runs from base 1165 to 3066 and encodes 633 amino acids.
ACAGUUCAGACUCAGUGUCUCCCCCCUCUGUGGACGUGUCGGGUGGUAGUAGUGGCUGCCUGUGAGUGACUGGUUGGUGUGACCUGCUUCUCUCUCUCUCACUCACCCAACCUGUUGAGCUUAGUCGUGGCUGAACCCCAGUGGUGUCUGUUAGCCUCGUUGAUGCUGUGGCCAGGCUGGCGCUGUGGCCUCGCUGAUGCUGUGGCCAGGCGGGUGCUGUGGCGUUGCCGGGAUUCUGUGGCCAUGCCGAUUCUUAGGGCCAUAGUGAAGUUGCAGUGAACAUGUAAGGCCCAGCAGAAAGGACCUGGUGUGUGUGUGUCCUCCUGGAGACCUCUUGUUCUCCUGACGUGACAGAGGCGUUCAAGCUAGCAGGAAGGAGGAUGAAGGGAGAUGUCGUUCUCGUCUCCAGGAGUAAGGUGCUGUCUCCUGUACACCUGUUGAGGGCUAGAUCCUCCUAAGACAAAAAAAAAGGAAGUUUUUCUCACUAAUGUGAUACAAAGUGAUAAACUAUAUCCAAACAUCCAGAAAAAAACAUGAUUUAAUUAUCUGAACGAACAUUAAAUAUUUACAUCUGAAAUAAACACUAGAUGCGGUGUUUUCUCUCUCUUGGAAAACAUCAAAACAGUGAAAAGUUAUUAAAUAAUAUAUAUCCCAUAAAAUCACGGAAAUAAUACACUAUGCGGGACCAGAUGACUAAGGUACGUGUUGUGUUAUGGUGUGGUAGUGUCUCUCGUAUGUUACUGACGUAGCUUGUGGACGAAAACUUCACACCUGUGAGCUAAAAUAUUCAUGGGUCUUAUAUAACUCUACUCGGUACCUGUAUUAAAAUUGGCUGGAUCGUACGUGAGAGCAGAGUUACCGUAUCUAGACACUUUGACCUACCCAGUGCUGAUACUAUCGUCUAGAGCAGUGUUAUCGUACUUGACCUAUUGUUAUCGUACCUUGACCUACCCAGUGUUUGUGCUAUCGUCGCACAAAGCAGUAUUAUCUUACCUAGACAUGACAUAUUAACGUAACCAAUGCUUGUCCUACCUAAGAUCGUGCCAUACGCUUCAGUUGACGUAUAUAAACGGUGUCUUGUGGCAGCCUCGCGGACACUGCCAUGUAAAUAGAGGAAUAUUCAACAACACAACGCCCAGCUGUCGUGGUCUUCUGCUCAAAAGGAUGCCGGGGAGGCUGCGUGUGGAGGAUGAGGACUGGGGGGGUGGUGGUGCUCUCUCGACGCUUGUAGGGACGGCCGUAUCCAUGGUGCUGGAUCCUGAAGAAGACUACCUCAAUCUUUCUCUCGUCAACGCUUCUACAGUUGUCCCGACCAACAGCAGCGAGUUGGCGGGUAAAGACAUCGUGCGUCACCUCAAGCCAGCCUACCAGGUCCUCAUCACUGUCUUCUACGUCUUUGGCAUCUUGGGCAACGUCGCCGCCCUCUUCAUCAUCACCAAGAAUGAGACGCAGAGAUACAGGAAACAGACGUUCAUGCUGCGCUGUCUGGCCGGGAACGACUUACUGGCGCUGCUGGGAUCGUUCGUGCAGAUGUACGUCCAACUCUACCUGCCUAACGCCAACGGGAAGUUACUGUGUGCCUCCAGGAUCAUCUUCAGGGCCUUUGGGCUUGGCUCAGGCUGCGUCGCUCUUGUGAUGGCUGUCGAACGCUGGCUGGCCCUCACACACCCCUUCACCUACCAGAAGCACGUAACACACGCUGUGAUCCGACGGUCGAUCUUGGGCCUGUGGACGUUCAACCUGCUGGUGGUGUGUGCGCCUUUCGCGGGGUUUGGUCUCUGGUACGACGAGAGCUUCACCCCGCCCUGCGUCCGCUACCGUCUGGCCAAGUCCGUCCUCGACCGCACCUACGCUUAUCUUGUCUUCGCUUACGGCAUGGUGAUGUGUGCCGUGAUCGUCUGCUGUAACCUGGCGGUGAUCCGGGUACUGUGCAGGAUGCGGGAACGUCUACUACCUCGCCGUCAUUCCAGAGCCUCCUGCCGCAGCUCGUCCUCUACCUGCGGCGAUCACUCCAUGAACCACGCCACCGUAGAGGAGCUCUCCUUCGCCCGUCUCAUGGCAGUUCUCUCUAUCUUCUUCGUCGUGUGUUGGGUCCCGCAGCUGACUACCAUCAUCGUGGCACAAGUGGUGGGCGCCAACAAGGGUAUCUACCGGCUAGCUGACGUCUUCAUUGCCCUCAACUUUACCCUUGACCCGUACAUGUACGUGCUGUUCCGUCGCAAGCAGCGCUACAGUCGACGUCACCUGAGGAAGCUGGUCACCUACCUGUGUCCUAACCGCCUGCAGGGGUCUACUGACCGAGGCCUCAUCACCAACUCGGUCAGGUCGUCGUCACACACCUCCCACAACACCAACGACUAUAAGAUAACCAAUCAGCUUGGAUUUGGGAACUCAUCGUUAUGUCCAGCAAAACAUUCUUCAGGCUCAACCAAGUGUAGAGGGCCGAGCUGCCGAGAUAGACCCCUAAUUAUGAAGGAGACAUCAGUGCCAAGAACACGGUAUCCUCCAACACUGCCACUAGUGAAAAAGAGUAUGUGCCUCUCCAACUACUGCUCUCCUCCACAAAGGCUACAGAAAUUGACUGCAAGUCCUCAGUCAUCUAAGGCGACGGAAGAUACAUGCUUUGUGAGCGAGCAGCUCCAUAUUUACAGCAGAGAAACUCAGAAUCUUGAAACUGAAGCCACAGAAAACAGAAUGUCUUACACCUUGUCAAAAGAAGCUGCUCUUAGUGGCCUGAACACACCAGAGGUAGAUGAACACUCUUAUGUUAUCGUACACGCAGGAGAGAGUGACGGCAAAAACUCGUGGAUUUGUUUGUCACAGGAAAAUUCAUUUUCAGUCUUUUGCGAAGAAAUCAAUAAAGAAGAAGAUAAUUCCUCUUUUAAAAACGUAAAGCGUUGGUCUUUCUGCUACGGUGAAGAUGAAAGACUGGAAAUUUUACCCAAAUCACUUCAUAAACAUGGCCUGAGAAACAGAACCUGGCUAUUAAACCCUUGGCACACGUGGAAAAUGCCCCUCUGGAAAAGCCAAGGUGAGUUGUGGUCCAGAAUGAAAACUGACGUGUAGUCCAGAGACACGCGGUCGAGGAGUGGUCGAUGUCAUUCGUGUAUACAUGAACUGUGUUGUUUACUGCGAGAGUAUGCUCAUAAUUAUAUAAGUAAAUGUGAACCACAAUGUGUUGUUUGGUUAAUGUGUUCUCUUAUAAGGACGUGAGAACAAGUAUAAGUAUCUCACAGCUGUGCUUUAAUGAACUGUUAUGUGUGAACUGCAGAAAGUUUGAGUUGUAAUGUGUUAAAUGUGUAUGAGCUGUUUAGAGGAUCAUGUGAAAAACUAUUAGAGAUGAAAUGACAGCAGAAAAUUGAGGUUUUAUUGUGCUGGGUGUUUGUACUGUAUUAUGUAAAAAGUUAUGGCUGUAAUGCAUUACCCGGUGAAAAGAUUUUAAAGAUUUGAAUUACGAUAUUUUGAGAGUUGAUGUAGGUUUAGUUGAGCUCCAGUAAUAAUAUUGUACAGUGAUGAAGUAAUGGUUGAAUACCAGAGUGAGGGAAGCAUCUGGGUGUGUUAGUUCUGCAGAGGAAGUUUACUGAGUGACAAUGAUCCUCACUACAACUCAAGUCGUUACCAUGAAUCAUGUCAUUAACCUCAGUGUUGUGUAUUAUGUCCUUGUAACAUUAUCGUUGUGUGUUGAGAUAUUGAUCAAUAUUGUAUUUGAUCGUAAAGCUUCAGUCCAUUUAUGUUUAAACAGUCCUGUACGUGCAAAUAUUAUUAUUGUACAAAUACAAAAAUUAGUAAAUCAUAAACCUCACCUCUAACUGUCCAGUGUUUGGUGAGUGAUGCCUUCACCUCCUGACGAGUCUUGUUAUGGGUGAGGGAAUGACUGAUACAUACUCUACAAUUAUUCUUAUUUUUGUGUUAAUAAAGAUAAGAAAAGUUGGCUAACUCUCGUCACGUGUUGGUGUCAAUGUCAAACACUUUUACAGUAUAAAGAUAAACGUGAGAUAAGACCCGAGUGUCUGUGUAAACUGUCUCUCUUUCUACCUCACGCCAAAGGACUUUAUUCCACUUUUCCUAUCGACUAACAUUUACCUUUCAGGAUCUAACCCAAUAGAUAUUGCCUCACCAUUUCUGCUGUCUUAGUUUUCAAUGAAUAAUAACAUUCACUUGUUACAUGUUCCUGUAUGUUACACAGUGCAUACCUUGAUAGGUGCACUAUACUAUAACGGCAGUGUAACAAUUAUAUGUGGUCUUGAAACGCUUUUGUAACUAAUAGUAUAAGUCGGUCUUCACUUCUCAGAGCAGUGAACAGAAAAUGUAGAUCACAAAAACUAUGAAAUACCAGGACGGUGAUAGAAGACAAUCACUGCAUGACCCAACAUUUACUUGGGAUCUUUUGAUGGAGAGUUUCUGUUAUAUACGGUAAUACCUUUUAGCAAUGUUGAAAUCAUUUACCCAAUUCAAUAGACUGAGAAAUGAUUGUUAGAAAUGUCAAGGUGAAAUUGUUUAAUUCGUGUAAUUGUUUUGUCUCAGAGGGUAAGAGCGAAAGAAAAUGCGGUCGUGUUAAGUGAUGAAGUGUGGGAUUGUACAAUAGAGGGCCAGAGUGAGAGACCCAGAGUUACCAUAUUUGUAUGGGGAGGAAUAAAGGGAUCCAAAUAGAAAGAGGAAAAUAAUUAAGUAAGAGAUGAAAUAAGCUGUAAGCAAAAUUAAUAAUACUAAGUUGAGAAAGUAGAUGAAUUUAUUAGAGAAAUUAUGAGGAGGGGAAAUGCAACGGUAGUAGUGCAGUGGAGUGUAAACGUAAGAGGGAUAAGUUCUAAAGUAAUGUCAAAGAGAACACAUUGUUCCUGUAUAAGAUUGAAGGAUAGUGUAAAGGCGUCAUUAUGGAGAGAGUUAGUGGUUUGAAGAGAGUUUUGUGGGGAUAAAAAGUUUGAAAGUUACUUAAAACGUUCCAAAGUACUGUACCAACAAUCUCUGGGCACUUUAGCUAAGAUGAAGUGUGUACCAAAUGUCCCUCUUUACGGUGGAGGAUAGGAAGACCUUGCUGGAGCAGCUAUGGACUGGAUAAAUCAUAAAAGUUAGUCACCAGAAAAACUUACGAAAUAUUGUAAACGUUUGGGAUAAUUGGAGUCUAGCUGAAUACUCCUGUGUUUGUAUUGAGUUUAGCAAGUUAGUAUGUGUUUGUGUGUGUGUGUGUCGGGAGGAAGGGAACUGCUCCAGCUUGUAUAUUAUUAAACCUUACAAAGUUAUGUUCUGGCUAACUCCCUCCAAGUGUAGGAGGCAUAAUACCUGUUCUCUUGUGGAGCAAAUUUGGGCAUUACUAAUUUGCUUUAUAUGGCCAGUGCCACAAACAAACAAAUGUUUGGAUUUGAACAUUUGUAAUCAAAGGUGAAACGUGGUGGUUGAACAUGAGUGAUGUACUACAGAACAUUCAUAACUUGUAGUACAAUGUGUAACUGAACAAUAUAUAUUCUAUUAUCUCUAUUUUUCCUGAAGGUGUGUCCUCGUGUUUAGGCUGUACAGUACUGCAUAGAUAUUGGUUUAGGAAGUCAAGUGUGUUGUCCGGAUGACCAGAACAAAUAUGUCGUCGAUAUUUUGCAUUGCCAACUUUCUUCUAUUUUCUUGUCAUAAUAAUCUAUUGAAGUACCGUAUGUCUAUUAACUUGUGUCAUUGAUAUGUACGAUUGUACGUGUUCAUUCAUCUAAAAAUGUGUUAACUCUACACCAUUCCCGAACACUGUACAGUCACCCACAAUAGUCUUGACACCCCUUGUGCUGCUCCGUCAACCCCAAGAUUCAGACUCAUGAACCUGAAGCAGUAGACACAGGUAUUAUUCUGUCCACGGAUGGUUCGGAUUCACGAGUCUGAUUCUCGGAGUUCGUGAGCAGCAGAAGAGGCGACAGGACUUGUUUGUGACUGUACGUGGAGUAAUAAUGUUCCAAGUUUCUUAAGAUAUUCAGGUUGUUUUCACACAUUUCUCACGUACACUGUUUGCUUUAUCGGACUAUAUAAAUUUCCUGCAAGUGUUUACAAAACAUUUAGAUGUUUAUCGUAACUACAGAUAUUUGUUGAGUAUAUAGCGAAUACAAUUUUCUGAUACACUAAAUUAAAUAAUUAGAUUUACUUAGAAAUGUUAUAUACUUUCCUAUAGGUAGUUCAGUCAUCGAGUGUUUGAAAUGUUGCUUUUAAUGUUUACUGUAAAGUGUUUAGUUUCAUAUGGAUGACUUUCAUUUACGGUAAUUAUUCAAGAAAGAAGAUAGAAUAUUCUAUUAAAAUAUUGCAUACCCUAAAGAAUCUCCACCCCAGCUUAUUUCACCUAACGAUCAAUCACCCUAACACUAACCUAUCCUAUUCUAUCAUAUCUUCCCCUAACCUAACAUAUCCUAACCUAACCUAACCUAACCUAACAUAACAUAUCCUAACCUAACCUAACAUAUCCUAACCUAACCUCAUUCCCCUAGUGUUACGUGGUUUAUAUAAGUAAAUACAUAACCUUUACACACUGCAGGUACUUACUUAAGCUCUGUCACCCAAAUUUAAGAUGAAAGAAUAUAUUUACGUUUAAUUUUAUACUACGAUAAAUAUUUACUCACACAGAUAGAUGAUUUAGGAGUCUUGUCUGAUGUAUGUUAGGUGUUAAGAAUCGAUUGACCAGAUACAGUUUAGUUAAUGUUGCUAAUUAUAUUGUGCCGCUGCGAGAGAACCACCGUUUUCUUUCUUAACUUGUGGAAAUUAAUAGAAAACUAAUAUUCGAGUAAUUAUACCUAUAACUAAAGAAUUAUUUUUAUAGAUCAUUACAAUAACACGCGGGGAAAUAAAGAUGAUUCACCUACAUCAGUGAUUCUGGUGGGGGGGGGGAUGAGGGUUUGUUAAAAGCUUAAGUGAGGCGUCAUGUGAUAAAGUUUGGGAACCACUGUCAGGAGUACAGUACUUGAAGUCUUUCCUGAAGACCCGUCUAAAUAGUCUACCUACCGUUCCCUCAUGUCGUGUACAGGUCUUCCCGAGUCAGUAGUGGUGUACCUAAUACUAUACGUCAUUAUACAGGGUGUCUCAAUAAUGUACACACACACAGCCUUAGAGAUUUUCAUGGAGACUGUGUUAAUGUUUGUAUUACAACAGCAACAGUGUCCUCACCUGUGGGGGACCUCACACAUCAACAAGUGAGGGCGAUGUUGAUGUGAUAUAAACAUUCAUGAGAAGUCCACCAAAAAUUGUUUGGCAGUGUGUAUUAAUGUUCUGAGACAUCCUGUACUUAUAGUUCAUAGUAAAGCAAACUGAAUCCAAUCCAUAUAUACAUAUAUAUAUAUAUAUAUAUAUAUAUAUAUAUAUAUAUAUAUAUAUAUAUAUAUAUAUAUAUAUAUAUAUAUAUAUAUAUAUAUAUAUAUAUAUAUAUCACUUAACUAUUGUAGUGUAGAUUAAUAAUGUCAUGACAAGAAUAACCACUCUCAAAACAUAUUUCAUACUGGACUGCAUCAUAUAAUACUGUGUCCAUCAUUCUGAAAGGAGCGCAACAGAGAGAAAAUAUUUUCUGAUUAUAAUGGUAAUUAGAAUGAACUAAAAGUGGUUGUGGAAUUGAAAAAAUAAACCUUUAUUUUUUUAUAAAUUCCAGUUUACCCGUUCCAUUUAAAUACAAUAUAAUUAUAUACUGUAAUGUGUACAAUUAUAUAACCAUACCUAUUUAUAAGAGACGUGUUAGAUAUUAGUACUGUAUCGAUAUUAAGAUGAUAUCAAGUGUAUAUUGUUUAAGUGGUGCACCAAACAAGAACUCCCAGACUGAACCCUCACACUGGUCGCAUACAGUAGACCCUCCAGGUACAUUAACAGCCAUAUUCACCACCUGUCCGGCACCACACUAGACCC